Molecule: messenger RNA, 945 nt
Organism: Xenopus laevis (African clawed frog)
Lineage: Eukaryota; Metazoa; Chordata; Amphibia; Anura; Pipidae
Product: vomeronasal type-2 receptor 26-like
Exons: 2
Coding region: 1-945 (314 amino acids)
Source: RefSeq, a predicted model, not a curated record
AUGGAAAAAUGCCUUAAAUGUCAAGAUAACGAAUGGCCAAAUCAAGAAAGAACCAUGUGCUGUGAGAAGCAGGUUGAGUUUCUUUCCUAUGCUGGUGAUUUCUUAACCCUAGUCUUUAUUAUCUCUUCUGUAAUAUUAUUUAUAACAGCAGCAGUUAUACUGGGAACAUUCAUUUCAUUUCAAGACACUCCAGUUGUGAAGGCCAAUAAUCACAGUCUGAGCUUUAUUCUCCUUGUCUCCAUCAAGUUGAGCUUCCUCUCUGUGUUUCUGUUCCUUGGCCGUCCUGUUGUUAUAACCUGCAUGCUCCGACAAAUCUCCUUUGGAAUCACAUUUUGUAUAGCUGUGUCUUGUGUUCUGGCCAAGACCCUUACAGUUUACAUUGCAUUCAAAGCCACUAAGCCUGGGAGUCCCUGGAGAAGAUGGAUGGAUAUAAAAUUGGCAAACUGGCUUGUUUUUAUUUGCUCAUCAAUUCAGUGUCUGAUUAGUGUUAUCUGGUUGGUCACUUCACCCCCUUAUGUGGAGAACAUUCUGUCUGAACCUGGAAAAAUCAUCAUUCAGUGCAAUGAAGGUUCAGUAGUUGCCUUCUAUAUUGUCCUCUCCUACAUGGGAUUGUUGGCAUCUGUGAGUUUCAUUGUAGCUUUCUUGGCUCGGACAUUACCGGACAGUUUUAAUGAGGCCAAGUACAUCACUUUCAGCAUGUUGCUCUUCUGCAGUGUUUGGAUCACAAUGAUCCCGGCCUAUCUGAGCACCAAAGGCAAAUACAUGGUGGCAGUGGAAAUAUUUGCUAUUAUCUCUUCAAGCUGUGGCCUUCUCUUCUGUAUAUUUCUACCCAAAUGUUACAUUAUUUUAUUCAAACCAGAGAUAAACACAAAUUGUGGUGGCAACUCUUGCUGCAGCUGUGUUGGUAGACCUCCCUUACCUACCUGCCCUAACACUGAAGGCUAA